Betta splendens (Siamese fighting fish) is the source of this 4702-nucleotide messenger RNA. RefSeq names its product kiaa0930. The transcript has 10 exons. Lineage: Eukaryota; Metazoa; Chordata; Actinopteri; Anabantiformes; Osphronemidae. The coding region runs from base 481 to 2097 and encodes 538 amino acids. The record is from RefSeq and is a predicted model, not a curated record.
CCGCCUGGGCGGGCGGAGCUUGCGUAGGUUCCACAGGUGUUACGCCCAUUUAUGCUACUCGUAGCAAUUUGUGACCUCGUUUUUUACCCGUAAGGCAGAGGAGCGGUUGAUUGGCUAGACUGGGCUAGGCUAGCUAGCGUCAACCCGCCAAUUAAUCGCAUAAGAUCCACCAACUGGCCUACUGGGCGGGAACUGUCAGGUCUGUUUAGUUCUUGACCGGUUGGUACCGAAGCUAAGUACGGCCAUGGUUUAGGGUGUUUUAUUGAAAGGAAAGGAAGCAAGAAGAUUUUAUCCUUAAAUAUCACAACUGCAGAUAUUAGAGAUUGGAAUGAAUAAAUUUACGUAAUAUUUUAUUUUUGUAACCUGAACAUAAAUAUAUUUAUUUUAGUCGAAUUACGUCCAGUUGGUUUAAAUUGAACAUACAGUAAACGGGCGAAUUUUACUCUGUGCAGAGUCAGUAAAGUAUUAAGAAUAAGGACAAUGCCGAUGACGGCAGGUAGUGCACUUCCGGUUCGGGUACUAACUGUGACGGUGCCACACGUUUCCGUAACAGCGUUUCGUGCUCCUCGUCAGACUCGCUGUAGCUUUAAGAGACUCGUGUUGUUACAGGAAGUGUUCGGGGUGUUUCCAGCUGAUCGGACAACAGCAGAACAACUAGCCCGAUCUGACAGCGUCUGUCUCCGGUACAGCACCACUGGACACCGGUACCGAGCAUCGGCUGCCCGCACCGCCGCUCUUGGCGUCUUCUUCGCGGGAAAACCGCUCCCGCCCCGUGAACCGGAGCCGUCGGCAGCUGUUAGCCCGGACUGUCAUGAUCCCAGCGCGGAGAUGGCGGCGUCCUUCCCCGGUUUGUGUAAGGCUGUCGGGCCCGCGGAGGAGGAGAGCGGCGAGCAGGACGGCUCCCUGCUGCAGAUGCUGAAGGCCAUCGCCGACGAGAGGAACCGACUGAACGUCCGGCAGGAGAUCAGCGGACUGGGUUGUUUUAAGGACGACCGCAUCGUGUUUUGGACCUGGAUGUUCUCUACAUAUUUCAUGGAGAAGUGGGCUCCUCGACAGGACGACAUGCUGUUCUACGUCCGCAGGAAGCUCUCCUACGUCGGCGCAGACAACAGCGAGGGCAAAAAGGUGGAGGUGGAGGUCUACAGGAGGGACUCCAAGAAGCUGCCCGGCCUCGGAGACCCGGACAUCGACUGGGAGGAGAGCGUCUACCUGAACCUCAUCCUGCAGAAGCUGGACUACGUGGUGACGUGCGCCGUGUGCACGCGCUCGGACGCAGGAGACAUUCACAUCCACAAGAAGAAGUGUCAGGAGGUGUUCGCGUCUCCCAGCAAACACGCCAUGGACAGCAAAGGGGAGGAGUCCAAGAUGAGCUACCCCAACAUCUUCUUCAUGAUCGACAACUUCGAGGAGGUGUUCAGUGACAUGACGGUGGGUGAGGGGGAGAUGGUUUGUGUGGAGCUGGUAGCGAGCGAUAAGACCAACACCUUCCAGGGCGUCAUCUUCCAGGGCUCCAUCCGCUACGAGGCCCUCAAGAAGGUCUACGACAACCGGGUGAGCGUGGCAGCCAAGAUGGCCCAGCGCAUGUCCUUCGGCUUCUACAAGUACAACAACAUGGAGUUUGUGAGGAUGAAGGGUCCGCAGGGCAAAGGUCACGCUGAGAUGGCCGUCAGCCGGGUCCCGACCGGCGACACGUCCCCCUGCGGCACCGAGGAGGACCAGGUGUCCCCCGUGCACGAGAGGGUGACGUCCUUCAGCACGCCCCCCACCCCCGAGAAGAACCGCCCCUCCUUCUUCUCCCCGUCUCUCAGACGCAAGGUUCCGCGGAACCGAAUCGCUGAGAUGAAGAAGUCGCACUCGGCCAACGACAGCGAGGAGUUCUUUAGGGAGGAGGACGACGAAGAUCUUCACACCACCACCAACCUUCGCUCCCGCUCUCUGUCCGGAACCGGACGCUCGCUGGUCGGCUCCUGGCUCAAACUGAACCGAACCGAGGACUAUUUCCUGCUCUACUCGCACCUGACCUACGUGACGCUGCCGCUGCACCGCAUCACCACAGACAUCCUGGAGGUGCGGCAGAAGCCCAUCCUGAUGACAUAGCGAGCUGGACCCCCCACAGCACCACUACCAAGUGCCUCCUCCAUCAGGCCACAGACGAGCCAGCCCAACACCCGCUGGAGCUGGAGCCGCUGUCGGAGGGACGACCAACAACCAGCCAUUCUCAAAGUGCCUCCUUUCAGUUCCUGCGGUGUCAAAGGUCGUCUCUGUGGAAACGGGCCGCACUGGGGUCACGUGACCUCGGCCGAACUCUGACCAGGAAGUCAAGAAUGUUUUCCUGUAAAUAUCCUGCUGCUUUACUCACGGACGCCUUGACGGAAGGUUCUGCUUCUACUGACACUUGUGUCUGACUUGGUGGAGCUUUGCUUUUUACCACAUCUGAUGGUUAGAGGCAUCCGACUCAUCUGGAAUAAAUGUUUUUGUAUGGGUGGAAAUGUUUGUUUCUAUGAAGCAGUGUCACAAGAGGUCAGGGUCCGAUCCAUCCGAGCUCCAGUUAUCGUCCUGAAAGUUAAUCUUAACUUCACUGAUUUGUCAAACUGACGCUUUACUUACAUGUGAAGCUGAAAUGUUUCAGCUACAGCAUCACUUAUUUUACAGUUGAUGACUUAAGGCUAAAGUCUUUCAGUUAAAACAUCCACUUUGUUUUUGGACUUGAACAAAUACUUGAAUUAACAUGUUCCUUCUCCUUCACAUUCUGACAUUCUACUUCCUGUACUGACUGACACGACUGGGAUCAGGCCGCAGAUGGAUGUGGGCCGACCCGAGUCCUGCUGCGACGCUUCAGUCCACAUCCUCUGACGUUCGUUAACACUGCAACUCAAACUGGGAGUAACUUGAAAAAAAGUGAUUUUAAAAGGGAAACUGAAUUUUUAAAAAGGCCAAAGCUGUUUCUGAAACAUAAGUAACUGCAGGAAGAUGAGACGAACGCGACUCCUGAGGCCUUAACUCCGACUGGACUUCGCUUCAUUAAACAAACCUCCUCUGGGUUUGCUGCCCAGAAUCUGAAGAUAGUUACUGAAUUAAAUGUCUGUAAAAGAACAUGUUUGGAAUAGUGGUGUUACACUGUGAGGCUGCAUUCGUUUUAAUCACAGAGGCCGUUCGUUUAUUCCUCACUACUGAGUCUGAAACAAGUCAUUAUUUACGAUUCAAGGACACAUUCUUGCUAAAGUCAGAACCAACCAGACUCGGCUGUAACAGUGUUUUCAUUUUAGAUUCAAACGACUCCUUCACAUUCUGUUCUGUAGAAAGUCUAAUGCAUUUUGUACCAAAAGUCACAUUUGCCGUGAAGUUGUUUAAACUGCUCAUUAAUUACAGGAGUUAUAUUAAGAAAAGUUUAGUCUUUAGAACAGAAAACUGAACAACUGUCCUCAGCCAUAAAUGGAUUAAUAUAAAACUAGAAUUUGCAAAUUACUAAGCAUUAUGAAUAUCUCAGAUUAGAUUUAUUUAAUCUAAAUCAGAAUUUAUAAAAUGACCUGAAUUAAACAUCUUCCUAUUCUAGUUGUGAAAUGUUUGUUUCCAUUUAUUUCAUUUAAGUGAUGUUGAUAUUAAUUGAUUAGAUGAUUCAGAUCUGUUUUGUCUGUUUAGCGUUUAACUCGUGAUGUUUGAGGGGAACCACUAAAGGCUGUUACUGCUUUGAUUCGGAUCAAUUUGCACUCAGACGAAGCCAUCGAUCAAAUUCACUGCAGUGUUGUGUUGGUGUUGCACAGGGCACGACCGCUUCCCGUCUCCAGUGUUACUGACGUAGUUUAGUUUAAGCAGCUGAAUGUAUCAGCGGCCAGCGAUGGAGCAGGACAGUUUGCACUGUAAACCUUUUUUAAGGCGCUUUGUUGUUGAAUCACAACUUUAGAGCUUUCAUGGCUUUUGUACACAGUUAAUGUGCAUGUUGACUUCUGUUGCUUAUGUUCACGACUAUGUACAUUUUCCUGUAUUUAUUUAAUAAAUGACACUUCACCAGGAAACAUGGGUCUGUACUCGAUGCUGCAGAGUUUCCAGCUCCAUCAGGUCACAGCCAUCGAAACAAGAGACAGUUAGAGAAUGAAGAGCAGUAGUCGCCAUCCUUUGUUUCCUUUAUUCCCCAGUAAAUGUCUUUACAAAUGUUCUCAGACGAUGACAGCGCCUCAGUGAGAGGCUGAACCGAAGGCCACACAAAGGACACUUGAAAAACAGAGUCCGUGUUUACAGAAGAACUAAAAUAACUGGUCUGUGUCAGACGCUCUUCAGGGGAAACAUUCACACGAGGUUCAAUCAGCGAGUAGAAAACCUGCCAACACAAUAAAUAGUUUCCAGAGCAAGAACAACAAACACUCGACCCUUAACACGCUCGUCAAAUUACCUGUUACUGCGACUAUUUAAUUUGUAAAACCAAAUCGACUGGAUCUUUAUUUGGAACUUCCCUCCAAACAAACGUCAAACGGAUUCGUCUGAAGUCACAGUCACCCGACAACCGAAUUAAAACAGUAAAACCUAAACAGCCUGAUCACAGCAGCGCGAACCAGAGGGAAUGUAGCCGACAACCUGCUUCUGAUAUUACCCUUUGAUAUUUCACAGUAUGACGACCAAUUUAUCGUGAUGACACGUUGGGUAUAAGUGUGUGUGUGUGUGUAUAUAUAUAUAUAUAUAUAUAUAUAUAUAUAUAUAUAUAUAUAUA